Messenger RNA from Pediculus humanus corporis (human body louse), 1530 nucleotides. RefSeq names its product glycosyltransferase, putative. The record is from RefSeq and is a predicted model, not a curated record. The transcript has 6 exons. NCBI's taxonomy places the organism in Eukaryota, Metazoa, Arthropoda, Insecta, Psocodea, Pediculidae. Bases 1 to 1530 code for a protein of 509 amino acids. Gene Ontology annotation, cellular component: endoplasmic reticulum lumen. Gene Ontology annotation, molecular function: protein N-acetylglucosaminyltransferase activity.
AUGAUUUUCUGCGUAUCGUCCAGUUUACAUUUACGUGCGUACAUCAUCCAAUUUGCCAUAAAUCAAUUACCUUUUACUCAGAAAUUUCCAGAAGAAUUAAAAAAGUGCUUGUCUGAUGAAAAAUGUAAAUCUCAGGAAAUCAGUGUAAAUCCACUACCUUGUUGGGGAUAUGAAGAAAAUUGUCAUAGAAACCUGGUAUAUUCGCAACCAGUAUGUACAGAAAAUGAUGGAAUUCAUCAACAUUUUAAGAAAAAUAAAACAUCUAUAUUUUACAACCAAGGAGAUUUUGGUUAUAUUAAAAGCCAAAGAGAGAGUAUAAGAGUGAUAUGUGAGCCCAAAUUCAAGGAAGAUACUGCAUUAGAAUGCAGUGAUCAUCUUCAGUUUUGCCGAGGAAGAAAUUUAUUUAUGAAUUUUUCAUCGCUUUCAACAAUUAAAGAGCCAUUCCGAUAUAAAAUGGAUGUGUUUUCUUACGGAGAUAUCGGUGGCUAUUGCGAACUUCAUAAAAAACGACUUUCAAGCUUAGUUGAUCAUUUGAGUCCUUUGCAAUCUUGGGCACCAGAAAUAAGAUUUUUUAAACAAUUCGAUGAAAGACCAAUUGUAAAUAAUUUAUGCGACAUUAUUAUUAUGAAGCCAACAUUUAUAAUGAAAAUAGAUGCCACAGUAAAUAUGUAUCAUCAUUUUUGUGAUUUUUUUAAUUUAUAUGCAUCGUUACAUGUCAACAUGUCACAUCCUCUGACAUUUUCUACUGACAUAAAUAUCAUUAUUUGGGAAACAUUUCCUUAUCAUUCAAACUUUGAUGAAAUGUGGAGAGUGUUUUCAAAUAAUCCAAUUUUGACUUUAAGAAAUUUUAUUGGAAAAACAGUUUGUUUCAAAAAUGUUGUAUUUCCACUUCUACCCAGAAUGAUAUUUGGUUUAUAUUAUAAUACUCCUCUUAUUAGCGGUUGUAAAAAGAGCGGUCUUUUCAAAGCUUUUUCUGAAUUUGUUUUACACAGAUUGAAAAUUAAAGAACAUGAGCGUGAAAAUUCGCAAAUUAAAAUUACUUUACUUUCUCGUGAAACAUCUUUUAGAAAUAUAUUAAACGAAAAAGAUCUUAUUAAUUCACUUUCUCAAAAUAAAAGCUACAAUGUUAAAAAAACUGUUUUUAACAAAAAUAUGCGUUUUUCUAGUCAGUUGGAAAUAAUAAGAAACACUGAUAUUUUAAUUGGUAUGCAUGGAGCUGGACUCACUCACCUAUUAUUUUUACCCGACUGGGCUGGAGUUUUUGAACUGUACAAUUGCGAAGACGAAAAUUGUUACAUGGAUCUUGCUAGAUUAAGAGGAGUAGAAUACAUUACUUGGGAAGAUAAAAAUAAGCUUUUUAAAGAAGAUGAAGGACAUCAUCCUCAAGGAGGUGCUCAUGCCAAGUUUACAAAUUAUGCAUUUGAUGUUGAUGAAUUUUUGCGUUUGGUUGACAAACUUGUUUCACGUGUAAUACAUCAUGAAAAAUUUUUAAAGAAAAUCACUUUAGUUCAAAGGCAUGAAGAACUAUAA